Molecule: messenger RNA, 807 nt
Organism: Aspergillus mulundensis
Lineage: Eukaryota; Fungi; Ascomycota; Eurotiomycetes; Eurotiales; Aspergillaceae
Product: Serine kinase HT1
Exons: 1
Coding region: 1-807 (268 amino acids)
Biological process (GO): protein phosphorylation; signal transduction
Cellular component (GO): cytoplasm
Molecular function (GO): protein kinase activity; ATP binding
Source: RefSeq, a predicted model, not a curated record
AUGCCAGAACUCGGACCUACGCAGGAAAUCGUCGCGAUAGGAACCGUCAGUUCCAUCUACACCUUUGGCAGUAGUCAUGUCAUCAAGCGCCGCCCGCCACCAUCAAACGAAUUUGCUCAGCAGGCGUUCGACAUCGAAGUCCGCGCAUACAAGCGGCUAGGCGCCCACCGCCGGAUCGCAGUGCUCAGCGGCGUCACGAACGAAGGCCUCAUCCUAGAGCGAGGCGAAUGCCUCCGCACGAUAAUCCAGAGCCACAAUCCAGGAACGAUCACACAGCACACCAGACUCCGUUGGGCGCAGGAGGCCGCGGAAGGCCUGCGCUAUAUCCACAGCAAGCGCAUUAUCCACGCCGACGUCGGAUGCCAUAACCUUCUCUUGGAUCGAUCGGGCCACAUACGCUUCAUUGACUUUGCUGGGUCGGGGAUCGACGACGAGCCGCCGUUGGUUUGCUAUGAGUGGUGCGCGUGUGCGGGUGGGUCGGCUGUUAGUGUUCGCACUGACAUCUUUGCGUUCGGGUCUCUGUUGUUUGAGAUUGAAGCUGGACGUGUGCCGUUCCAUGAGAUUUCGGGGACGAUGGAGAUGUUUGAGUUGAUGAGGACGGCCGAACGGCGUUUUGCGGCGAGGGAGUACCCGAACGUGGAACAUUUUCUGCUACGUCAUGUUAUCACGCGUUGUUGGGACGCAGCUUAUUCCUGUAUGGAUGAGGUUGUGGAGGACCUUUGCCGUUUGGGGGACGACGAAAGCAACCUAUCUCUGCCUACGAUGAAGCCAUUCCCAAGCGCCGUCCUUGACGUUCGGACGUCUUGA